GAGCGUUUAAUCGCCGGCAGCGUCGUCUGCUCAACAAAUGGGUUCUUUGUUAUGAGUUGGGUGAGGUGACCGUGUUCUGCACGUUUCUAUGACAUGCGGCGACUUCUACAAGUUUGUAGAGUUCUUUUACAGAGCUAUCAUCAAACGAAGUAUCUCCAUCGAACUGCAGGGAGCCUGAAAAAUGAGGAAAAUUUCCGAAAUCAGGGACCUGUCUUUGAAAAAUCGUACGAGGUAGACAUGUCAUUGUUCCCUCAGGAACGAAUUCGAAAUUUUGGGAUUAUUGCUCAUAUUGAUCACGGCAAGAGCACACUAAGUGAUCGUUUUCUAGAGUUCACCGGCACCAUUGGAAAAUCUGCUCAAAAUAAACAGGUAUUAGAUAAGCUGCAAGUUGAACGAGAACGUGGAAUCACCGUCAAGGCUCAAAGUGCUUCUAUGAUAUAUCAGCGGAAAGGUCAAGCGUUUCUUCUCAACUUAAUUGAUACCCCGGGUCAUGUUGAUUUUACCUACGAGGUUCAGCGGUCCCUGUCUGCUUGCCAAGGUGUUUUGCUACUGGUCGACGCCAACCAGGGCGUGCAGGCACAAACGGUGGCGAAUUUCAACCUGGCUUUCUGUGCUGAACUGGAGAUAAUACCCGUGUUAAACAAGAUUGAUUUGCCAAAGGCUAAUGUGAACGGCGUAACUGAACAAAUCCACAAUCUAUUUGGUUAUGACAAAGAGGAAAUUCUAAAAGUAUCUGCCAAAACUGGGCAAGGAGUCGAAGAUCUACUUAACGCUUUGAUUGAUAGAAUACCACCACGAGCGAUUCAUAGGCCCAAAGGCAAUCCAUCAGCUCCAUUUCGUGCACUACUUGUUGACAGCUGGUAUGACAAAUAUCGGGGUGUUGUCAUACUCAUUAUGGUACACGAUGGCACUCUGAAGGUCGGCGAUCAGUUCCGGUGCCACCACACCGAUCAGGUUUACAUCGUACGAGAUGUCGGAAUUAUGCAUCCUGACGAAACACCUACAAAGGAGCUCCGAGCCGGUCAAAGUGGGUAUGUCGUAGCCAAUAUGCGAGUAUCUACCGAGGCGAAUAUUGGGGAUACGCUACAUAGCACUACUGUGAAACCAGAAGACGUCGUCACGCUGCGAUCCGCCGACCGGUCAAGGCCUAUGGUUUUUGCUGGAAUUUAUCCAGAGGACCAGAGUAAGAACGUGGAGCUGCGAAAUGCUAUCGAGAGACUAGUUUUAAACGACAACUCUGUUACUGUUAAUGUUGAAAGCAGUCCAGCACUAGGACAAGGCUGGAGACUAGGCUUCUUAGGGUUACUUCAUAUGGAUGUUUUCUGUCAACGGCUGGAUCAGGAGUUUGAUGCUCAAGUGGUGGUGACCUCACCGAGUGUGUCAUAUAAGGUGAAAAUAAAAGGCGCGAAGAACAUUAAAGCCUACGGAGGCGAAAUGGUGGUUGUGAACAACCCUCUGCUGAUGCCUGACCCGCUCAUCAUAGAGGAGUACUACGAACCAAUGACCUUGGCUACAAUUAUCACUCCAGACAUUUAUCUUAGCGACGUCGUCAGUUUGUGUAUGUCACGCCGGGGCUUGGAGAAAAGCAGUCAGAAUAUAGACCAAAAUACGAUCAUGCUACAGGUGAUGUUUCCACUAAACGAGAUCAUUGUUAAUUUUUUCGAUGAACUCAAAUCUAUUACCUCUGGUUAUGCCAGCUUCGACUACGAAGAGACAGGUUACCUACCUUCGAAUCUUAGCAAGCUGCAAAUUCUCAUUAAUGGAAAACCGUGUGACGAAUUCACUCAGAUCGUUCAUUCAUCACGUGCAGAAAAGGUUGGCCGUUCGAUGGUGACCCAUCUAAAGAACAACAUUCCUCAACAAAUCUAUGCGGUUGCCUUACAGGCUAGGGCUGAAGGAAAGAUUCUGGCUAGGGAUGACGUCAAAGCGUUACAUAAAAACGUCACACAGAAGAUUAAAUCUGGUUCUGAUCGAACGCGCAAAAUGAAAUUGAUUAGUGCCUACCGCGAAAAACAAAAGAAUUUGCGUAUGAUCGGAAAUAUUCAAGUUCCCCGCGAAGCUUUCAUCGAAGUUCUCAAACAGAGGAAAUAGCUUGAGCUCCUUAAUAAGAAAUGCAUUUUUAUAAUAAAUAGCGCUAAUAGUUGAGAUUAUUUUACUACAUUUGCCGUC
Molecule: messenger RNA, 2169 nt
Organism: Varroa destructor (honeybee mite)
Lineage: Eukaryota; Metazoa; Arthropoda; Arachnida; Mesostigmata; Varroidae
Gene: waw
Product: Translation factor waclaw
Biological process (GO): positive regulation of translation
Cellular component (GO): mitochondrion
Molecular function (GO): GTPase activity; GTP binding; mitochondrial ribosome binding
Source: RefSeq, a predicted model, not a curated record